Messenger RNA from Daucus carota subsp. sativus, 2859 nucleotides. Its product is annotated as U-box domain-containing protein 2. Bases 73 to 2199 code for a protein of 708 amino acids. Gene Ontology annotation, molecular function: protein binding; ubiquitin-protein transferase activity. Gene Ontology annotation, biological process: protein ubiquitination. The transcript is spliced from 5 exons. The record is from RefSeq and is a predicted model, not a curated record. NCBI's taxonomy places the organism in Eukaryota, Viridiplantae, Streptophyta, Magnoliopsida, Apiales, Apiaceae.
AUUUGAGUUAAUUUGAUCCAUUUCUUAUUAUUUUUAAACUGAUAUAUAAAAGUAAAUAUCAGGGCGUUAGAAAUGCGGUUUCAAACUGUUUUGAAGAGUGAUGAAGGUGUGAUGGGGAUAUCAAAUUUGAAAGCUCUUCUGCAUGAUAUUUCGUGUUUACUUGGUUUAUCAUCUUGUGAAAACGUUAGUUUUGAACCAGUUAAAAGGUAUUAUCAGAAGGUUGAAGAGAUACUAAUGGUGAUAAAACUAGUGCUUGAUGCUGUUCAUGAUGCUCAGGUAGCAUUUGAUGAAUCACUUCAAGAAGAAUUUGCAAGCUUCAGUGGCUUGGUAAAUGAAUUAAGAGAGGUAUUUGAGACCUGUCAUCCGUUGAUGAGUAAAACCUACUUUGUCCUUCAAGUAGAAUCCCUGAUGACAAAGGUCCACUCAUCUAGCUCUGAUAUGUUUGAGUUUCUGAAAGGUUCAGAUCAAUAUCUCCAUGACAAAUUGAGCACAGCAACUCUUGAGCAUUGCCUGCAAAAAAUUAAGCAUUGGGGAUUUGAUCAAACAUCAGCCCUUAUUAAAAGAGAAGUGAGGAACAUGGGGGAUAACUCAGAUCCUGAUUUAGAAUGUCUGGUGAAAAUUACAGAUUCGUUGAGUUUAAAGUCCAAUCAGGAGCUUCUUAUUGAGGCUGUGGCCCUUGAAAAUUUGAAGGGAAAUGUUGACAAAUCUGACAGGAAGGGUGAAGCUAACUAUCUCCAUCAACUAUUAGCUCUUGUUACUUGCAUGCACGAGCAGUUUGUUCUGCUGAAACUGUCUGAGAGCUAUGAGACUGUUCACAUACCUGCCAAUGUCUGUUGCCCUCUGUCACUUGAAGUCAUGACAGACCCAGUAAUCGUGGCUUCAGGACAGACUUAUGAGCGAGCCUUCAUCCAAAGAUGGUUUAAACUUGGACUUACUGUUUGUCCAAAGACGCGUCAAACUUUAGCACAUACCAAUCUUAUUCCUAAUUACAUUGCAAAGGCACUUAUCACAAAUUGGUGCGAAUCUAAUGGUGUGGAUCUGCCUGAAUCAGUGAAGUCUGUAAAAUUAAACUGGCAUUCUUCACUUCUUGAUCAUGCAACUUCUGGUGCAGCCUUCGACCCACAUAUGGCUCAGUUAAGGAAUAAUCAGUUCACAUUAUCCGAUUCUACACAAACACUUGGUUGUCUGGAAGAGUGUUUCACUAAUAAUGGGGAGAUAGUUUCCACAUCACAUCCACGUUCAUCUCCCGAGGAUUCCUCCUCUGGAGAAACUGUAAAUGGGCGUGUUUUGGGCAUGGAUAGCUUGUCCUCUCCUGCUAGUGAGACGAGGACUAUCAUUUCUGAUGUUGAAACCCAUAUUAAGAAGAUGGUCGAAGACUUGAAGUGCACAUCAAUGGAAGUGAAAAGAGAUGCAACAGCUGAACUUCGUUUACUUGCAAAAUAUAACAUGGACAAUCGUAUUAUAAUUACAAACUGCGGGGGCAUUCCUUUGUUGGUCAAUUUACUCCUAUCAGAAGACAUGAAAACACAGGAAAAUGCUGUCACUGCACUUCUUAACCUAUCAAUUAAUGAUGACAGCAAGGCUGCUAUAGUAGGCGCUGAUGCCAUUGAACCAUUGAUUCAUGUCCUUGAGUCAGGGACCGAUGAAGCUAAAGAAAACUCUGCUGCCACAUUUUUUAGUUUGUCAGUGAACAAGGAGAACAGAGUCAUGAUUGGGAAAUCUAGAGUAAUUCAACCUUUGGUUAAUUUGUUAGGGAAUGGAACUCUGAGGGGAAAAACUGAUGCAGCCACAGCUUUGUAUAAUUUGUCUAUGUUUCAUAAAAACAUGGUCAAAAUUGUUCAGGCCGGUGCUGUGAAGUACCUUGUUGAACUAAUGGACCCUGCAGCAGGACUGGUUGAUAAAGCCGUUGUUCUUUUGUCAAAUCUUGCUACUAUUCCAGAAGGAAGGAGUGCAAUUGUCGACGAAGGGGGCAUCCCUGUCCUGGUUGAAGUUGUUGAACUGGGAUCCGCUAGAGGGAAAGAGAAUGCAGCUGCUGCCCUUUUACAGCUCUGCACUGACAGUAGUAAAAUUUGCAAAAUGAUACUCCAGGAAGGAGCAGUCCCGCCAUUAGUGUCGUUGUCCCAAUCUGGCACGACAAGAGCAAAGGAAAAGGCACAAGCUCUUCUUACCUGCUUCCGAGAUCAACUACUAACAAGGUAAAGAUGAAAGAGAAUCAUUGCGAAAAUUAUUCGUCCUCUGAUGUCCAAUGUUCAAGGUAAGCUUGGGUUACACGAUGUAGAUUGAUUUUACAAACACUGCACACGCAUGUUGUAGUUUUUUGAUUUCAUAUCUGAAGGCAUUUUGACAAUCAUAUGAUAUAUUAUAUAAUUAUUCAGAAUACUAGUAAUCGACUCCUCUGUAACUUUCAACAGUUAUGCUUCACUGAUAUAAUUAUUUAGAAUACUAGUAAUCGACUCCUCUAUAACUAUCAACAGGUAUGCUUCACUGAUAAAUUUACAAAAUUAGCGCCCAAAAUGCAGCAACCUCUCCACCCUAUUUACCAGAAACACAACCAAAGUUUUCAAACAAUCACCCAUUUCCAUCCUCCGAUUACUCAAAUACACAAAGACCACUAUCCCAAUUCAUUCACACUUCAUGUUUCCAUUUUUCUUCACCAAAUCUCUCUCACCUCUCGCCCCAACACUCCCCUCGUUCAAAUGGACCAAAAAACGCAAUCACCUCCACUAUACCACCCCAUAAACCCCUCUCAUUUUCUCUCUGGUUUCCUAUUUGUAGGACACAUUUAGCACAAUCUACAACUUUUCCAUGCCUUCUUGAUGUAGCAUUAGAGAUUGGUGUGGUUCCAUCUACAAAACCAGU